UUCGAGAUGACCGUUACCACGAAACUUAUUGAUUAUUCUGAUGAGGAAGGUAAUAACUUUGAAGGAGUUCUUUAUAUUCCAAAGAAUGUAAAACAGUCAAAAGUUCCCGCCGUACUGAUUUUCCCAGCUUUCCGAGGAAUUACGCAUUUCGAAAAGGACAAAGGCCAACAAAUUGCCGAGCUUGGAUUCGUUGCUUUUGUUGCUGAUGUCUAUGGAAAAGGUGUGAGACCAACUGAACGAGCAGAUGCAUUUGCAACAAUGGGACCGCUUGUUUCCAAUCGCGUUGAGAAACUGAAACCAAGACUUUUUGCCGCUGUCAAUACUUUGAAGACUUUCUCUGAAGUGGACACCUCAAAAAUUGCAGCAAUCGGAUAUUGUUUCGGUGGGCUUUGUGUUCUCGAUUUGGCAAGAUACAAUGCUGGACUCAAAGGAGUUGUAUCCUAUCAUGGAACUUUGAAACCAAUUCCUGAUAUUGCUCUAGAUCCAAUUGUUGGAACAACUGUGUAUGUUCAUCACGGAGACGCAGACUUCCAUAUUGCAAAAGAUCAAGUUGAUGGAUUUCAUGAAGAAAUGAGAACUCGUCAAGCUGAUUUUGUCUUUGUAUCGCAUGCAAAUGCAGUUCAUGCUUUCACUGAGCCAGAAGCUGACAGUUUCAAUGCACCAGGAAUUGGUUACAAUGAGAAGGCUGCAAAAAGAUCAUGGAAUGCAACUCUCGACUUGUUCAAAGAAAUCUUCUAAUGUUGUACUGUACACUACGAUCACAAAAUUUUGUGACUUUUCUAUCUCUCCGUCGUAACAAACCUGUUUGAAAUAAAUAUGAUAAGUAAAUGU
Caenorhabditis elegans is the source of this 831-nucleotide messenger RNA. RefSeq names its product Dienelactone hydrolase domain-containing protein. The record is from RefSeq and is marked reviewed. Gene Ontology annotation, molecular function: hydrolase activity. The coding region runs from base 7 to 738 and encodes 243 amino acids. The transcript has 3 exons. NCBI's taxonomy places the organism in Eukaryota, Metazoa, Nematoda, Chromadorea, Rhabditida, Rhabditidae.